CUCAGCUACAGCAAACCUGUCUUGUCUUCUCUUGCCUGACGCUUCUUUCGCAGAUAGAAAAUGGUUCCAAUGGAGGUAUUGAAUGGGGUCCAGAAAGUUCCAGAACCCAGUCCAGAAAGGGUGAGCCUGAAGGUUCUAGAUCCCAGCCCAGACAAUGAAAGAACCAUUCACUGUUUCGCCCACACCAUGGCUGAAGACAUAAUGUACUCAGCUACAUAUGAGUCCUCAUCCGGGUGUCCUCCAGUCCAGGAGAGACUGGCAGAGAAGUUAGCCUCUCUGGCCAUCACAGCUGCCUUGAAGGAAGCAAUUAGAAGUGAGAUCUUUUGGUCUAAUACAAGAUCUUGGUCAUACUCCAACCCCAUCCCAUCCUCAGAUAGAAGGGAGCAGGGACUACACAAUACAAGACAUGGGGAGGUUCAUAUGCACACAGAGAUGAGUGGCAACGGUGAGAAACCUCAAUAUAAUCCCAAUGUGACCAUCAAGUCCCACAGCUCUGGAUCAUCCACCUCCACUUCACAACCCUCCAAGCACACCCACUCCUACUGCUCCUUCUUACCCCAGUCAGGGCUUCCUACAGUGGGAUCACUGGACUACCCAGAUGCCCCCCCAACCACCCCUCUUUUCCCAGAGAUGGUCCAGAGCAGGGCUAGCUUUACCCAAAAACUAAAGGGGCGUUUGGCUAAAGAGUUCCUCCCCUCUCCCCCUCCCCCUACCCCUAAGGAAAAGCACAGAGAGGGGGGGCUCGCAUUGGAGACUGUGGGGGAGAUUGAGGACAACCGGGAGGGGGAGGAUUUCAUGGGGCGUCUAUGGAGCUCUCUUUCUCUAGAGUGUUCUGAAAGAGAGGAAGUUUGGAAAGAAGAGGAAGAGAUUGAUUUACCAACAGGUAUUUUGAUGGACGGUUAUGAAGAGCGAGGACCCCAUGGAAGGAGAGCCAAGCUGAUGGCAUUUGUGGAUGCACUAUAUGUGGAUGCACUCUCUGAUGAGAUCACCACCUGGAUGACAAAUAACAUGACAAAUAUUGACAACCUCUCUCUGAUAUGUGAUCAAAUGGUUGAUCAAAUCAUCACAUCCUCCAUGAGUGAGGUGAGGCUGAGGAAGUACGUUGGAAGGCUGGUCUCAGAUGCACUCUCCCUGGGAUGGGAAGCGCAGAAGGCGGCCUCUCUCCAUGACUCCCUGGUUCUCCGGCAGGAGCAGAUAGGGAGAAGGGAACCAAACCCAAUGGACCCUGAGGCUCAUCUAAUUGUCUAUCCCUAUCCAACCAAUCCCAACCAGUCAUCCAGCAUCCAACUUUGUUCACCCAAAACCAAUGAGAUGGAUCUGGAUCUGACCACCAACACAGCCCACCCUCCAGCCCACUCGCCAACCUCUGUAAUCAGUCAAUCCUAUGCUGAAGACUUGGCCCGAGCUGUGGUGAGGUGUUGAGUAAUGGAAGCCUCCAGGAAGCAGUGUAUGUAGCUCUCCAGGGUUGCAUCCCAAAUUACACCCUACUCCCUGUAUGGUGGACUACUAUUGACCAAAUCUCUGGUCAAAAGUAAUGCACUAUAUAGGGAAUGUAUGUAGUUUUCCAGGCUGGUUGGACAGUGUUGGACGGCCUGGUGGUAAAAAAAACCUAACUGACCCCAAGAGGGCGACAUUAGAGUAAUAAACAGCUCCUGAAGAAAGUGUUGGCGAUGGAAAACAGUUGGUAAUGUCAAAACUGAUGACCUUGAUGUAAGACACAACCUUAAACCCACAAUUAUGAUUAGGUUUGUUUACAUGACCUAUAGACCUAAUUAGGAAUGGACUUUGAAUUUGCUAACUUCUGAUGAUAUUGCCACAAGGUUGGAGUUAGUGGUCAAAAUGACAUGCUACUAUUGCCAGAACCGAUGAGGUUGAUGUACAUGGACUAUAACCUAAACACAAAAUUAAGAAUGCAUUGUUUAUGUAUAUUUGCUUUCUGACAAUAUUCCCUGCCACAAGGUUAGAGUUAGUGGUCAGACAAUGUUGUCGUGCACGUGAACCUGAACCAUAGCUUGAACUGAAAGAGAAAAUUGACAAUGUUUGCCUCUUCAUUAAUUCACAUAGAAGUAGUCCAUUUCACCCCCUUCAAUAUGCAUACUAUAAACAGACCAAUCUCAUCUUGUCACCUCUUAUUAUCUUUGGUUGAUGCAAAAAAAACAAGCAUGUCGGAGUGCACAAACUACCCAUCACCGGAUUACUUUCGAUUUCUAGAAAUUGUUUUACUCAAUUAUUUCGCUCACCCAUGAUGUGAUUAAUUAUAAAUAGUAAUUGCUAAUAGCUAAUUCAUUUUGUAGUUUCUGUCAGCCGAGAGUUCUAAAAAUAUGACCACUUGUGAUAUAUCAAUCUUUCCUCAGUUAGCGCUAGGACAAAUGUAGCCUACAUUUAACCGGUUUGGAUGAUUGUGUUCUGCUGUAGCUACUUCUGUGAAUGUCUGAACAUUGCAUCCAAAAAUAAACUGUUCACAUUCUGGACAUAACUUUGUAAGGACUGUGUUUGUGUAAACAGUUUCUGAAAAAAAGUGUGGCCAGCUUGUUGCGUGAUUCGAAAUUUGAGUUUCCAAAUAGGUGUUCUAAUCACACCGGUUUGAUUGUAUGCUACAGGGAAGGUGGAAAGGUUAA
Molecule: messenger RNA, 2618 nt
Organism: Salvelinus fontinalis (brook trout)
Lineage: Eukaryota; Metazoa; Chordata; Actinopteri; Salmoniformes; Salmonidae
Exons: 2
Coding region: 61-1422 (453 amino acids)
Source: RefSeq, a predicted model, not a curated record